This is a messenger RNA of Fundulus heteroclitus (mummichog), 1242 nucleotides long. RefSeq names its product claudin-4. Lineage: Eukaryota; Metazoa; Chordata; Actinopteri; Cyprinodontiformes; Fundulidae. The record is from RefSeq and is a predicted model, not a curated record. Gene Ontology annotation, molecular function: structural molecule activity. The transcript has 2 exons. Bases 194 to 829 code for a protein of 211 amino acids. Gene Ontology annotation, cellular component: plasma membrane; bicellular tight junction. Gene Ontology annotation, biological process: bicellular tight junction assembly; cell adhesion.
AGAUUGCACUUGCCAUUUCUCAGACUCCUUCUACCUGCUGCGUUUUUCGCUGCGGUGGAAGAUCUAUAAUUGAAGGCUGAAAUCUGGACUGCAGCGCGUACUUUCCCUCCUAAGACAAUCUGUUCCCCGUAACUCUGGCCGUUCAUCCUUAAACGCCUGACAUCACAACAAGGCUCCGAGCUUCCAGUCCCCCAUGGCUCUGCAGGAGCUGGGCAUCAGCCUGUCCAUGAUGGGCGUCGCUGGUACCAUGCUGAUCUGCGGCCUGCCCAUGUGGAAGGUCACGGCCUUUAUCGGCACCCACCUGGUGGUGAUGCAGGUGUUCUGGGAGGGCCUGUGGAUGACCUGCGUCAGCGAGUACACCGGUCAGAUGCAGUGCAAGCUCUACGACGCCCUGCUGGACCUGUCCCCGGACCUCCAGGCAGCCCGUGGGCUCAUUUGCAUCAGCAUGGUGCUGGGAUGCCUGGGCUUUCUCGUCUUCAUCCUGGGAGCCCGCUGCACCAACUGCCUGGGCCACCCCCGGGUCAAAGCUCGGGUGGUGCUCAGCUCCGGCGCCAUCUUCUGCCUGUCGGCCCUCACCGCCAUAGUGGCUGUUGCUUGGACCGCCAACACGAUCAUCACGGAUUUUCACAACCCCCGAGUCCCCGAGGUUCUAAAGAGGGAGAUGGGAGCCGCCAUUUACAUUGGAUUUGUGACGUCUGGGCUGCUCUUCUGCGGAGGGGCCAUUCUUUGUAUGACCUGUCCGCCGGAGAGACCCAGAUUCUCCUCCAGUGGAUACGUGUUGGCCAAGACUCCCACACGGAGCAGCUAUGCCAUCAAGAACUACGUAUAAAGAAAGGACCAUAGACAAUAAGUGACCAAAACUAGAACCUUUAGUGGUAAAUAUGGUGCUUUUCUAGCUAUACUGACCACACGGUGCGCUUUACAGUAGGACCAGGUUCACCCAAUCACCCUCACAAACUCACACAUUCAAACACCAAUAUACAGAUGGGUAGGUAACUCAGCUUUGCCCAGGAAGGUGAAACCACAAUAUCUCCCAAUUACAAGACAACUGCUCCACACAUGGAGCAACAGUCACCCCCCGAAAAAAAGUUUACCUUCACCCACUUCUCACUCAAGUAUUAUAUGGUGCUUGCUGCUUGAUUACAGCUCUAACUUAACCCUCUAUGGCACACACUGCAAAAAGAGAACUAAAAAUAAGUAAAAUUUUCUUGAAAUUAAUGUAUUUGCCCUUGAUUUGAGCAG